This is a messenger RNA of Engraulis encrasicolus (European anchovy), 6650 nucleotides long. It is a transcript of the gene pard3ba, whose product is annotated as par-3 family cell polarity regulator beta a. Lineage: Eukaryota; Metazoa; Chordata; Actinopteri; Clupeiformes; Engraulidae. The coding region runs from base 514 to 4557 and encodes 1347 amino acids. The record is from RefSeq and is a predicted model, not a curated record. The transcript has 23 exons. Gene Ontology annotation, molecular function: phosphatidylinositol binding; protein binding. Gene Ontology annotation, biological process: establishment or maintenance of epithelial cell apical/basal polarity; establishment of centrosome localization; microtubule cytoskeleton organization. Gene Ontology annotation, cellular component: cell cortex; apical plasma membrane; apical junction complex.
CCAUUUUCACUUUUGGCGCUUGGUGCGCGUGAGUGCUGCUCAUAAACUGUUGGAGCAGAUUUUUGUCUCGGCAUUGACCGAUAAGAGCCUGACCAACCCACAGGUAACAACACCAGACAUGGUGCAAUCAGAUAACACUUUGAACUAUAGAUUCUAAUCUGAGUUUCUGGUGCCUAACUUCAGUGGGUUCGCUAAUAACGUUAGCCACUUGGACAGUAGGCUACUUAAUUUGGACACAUUAAACGCGCAACCGGUGUCUCCUCUUGCCUGUCUACUUUCCCACAGAGAAGUAGCCUAUCCUAUUCUACUGUUUCAAUUGGUCCUCAGCUCUGCAGAGGAGUCGACAAACUUCCUGAGGCUGGCUGAACGAACCUGUGGUGACACCUGUUGCUCUUCCGCGAGCGCCAGGUAGCAGCAGCUGCCGCCGUUGUGAAGGUCGACCGAAACUCGCCGAAUUCGUACAAACAUUUUACCCAUGUAGAUCCCUUGAGGAUAUUGGACGUUACUAUCGACAUGAAAGUGACAGUGAACUUCGGAAGAACAGGUGUGGUUGUUCCCUGCAAAGAUGGCUGGGUCGUGCGGGAUCUUAUUGAACAAGCUACCCAAAGAUACAGGAAGGUUGUUGAACAGGAUGGGGAGGUGCGCGUGCGAACGCACCAUGUGGAGUACGCCGACGGGGGGAUCCUGGACCCAGAUGACAUCCUGACUGACCUGGUGGAGGACCGUGACAAGCUGGUGGCGGUGUUUGAAGAGCAGGAGGUCCACCAGAGGGCGGUGGUGAGCCCGGGUGGCAGCGUGGCGUCUGGCCGCUCUAGCGCCGCCUCCACCUCUCCAGACCCGGAGAUCAGCGCCCUCAUGCCCGCCGCCGGAGCCGAGAUCGAGGUCACCAGAUCCGCCCUCAAGUCCAAUACGCCCCUGCUGGUGAGAAGUAGCAGUGACUCUGCCCUUGCCCCCCAGCCGGAGAGCGAGACGCCGGAGCCCCCGCCACAGAGCCCUGACAGCAGCCCUCCUCCUCCUCCUCCUGGCCCGGCCCCGGCUCCACUCCUGGUCCUGCCCCCAGCACCAUCCAUAGGACCGGCGGUCAGCAAUGCGGUGAGCCACCCCCAGAGUAAAGGAGGAGGAGUCAUGGAGAGAUUCCGGAACGCCAAGCUACAGAACAGCAGCCUGACGCGGACGGUGGAGUUCUCAGGAGACCUGGGACCACUGGGGAUCAAGGUGGUGCCAUACCUAUCCUCACUCAGUGGAAGGGCUCUGGGUCUUCAUGUGCGGGGCCUGGAGGAGAGCGGCCGGGCCUACAGGGAGGGCAUCUUCCAGGAGAACGAGUGCAUCGUGCAGAUCAAUGACACUCCACUAAUGGACAAGACAUUCGCCCAGUCCCAGGAGGUCUUCAGGCAGGCCAUGACGUCGUCCCAGCCAGUUCGCCUGGAGGUGCUGCAGCCGACCAACAAGCUCCGCUACGAGAAGACCCUAAUUGGACAAAUCUUCAACCAAGCCGGGCCUCCGGACGUUUUCCCCAAACCGGCCCGCAGCCCCCACCUACUGCGCCAAAAGCUGGACGCUCUCCGACUGGACGACAAGGCCCCCACCCUCAACCCCUCUCGCUCCCCUGACGUGCCACUGGCACUCACCCCGUCCCCUACACCCCCUGCUGCUGCUCCUGUCAAGGCCCCUUCCCCAGCCCCUGUCAAGGCUCCCUCUCCAUCCCCAGCCCCUGUGAAGGCCCCUUCACCAUCCCCUACCCAGGUCAAGGCCCCUUCACCAGCCCCAUCCAUAUCCCCAGCUCCGGUUAGAGUGUCCACCCCUAAGAUGGAAGAGCCUCCAGCCAGGGGCACCCCGGAGCUCCAGAGGGGGUCCACUCCCAGGGAGUCCACCCCCACACCACCACCACACAGGGCAGCCUCGGCCUCCCCCACCCCCACCCUGGGCAGGGCCCAGAGCGAGAGCCCCCAGCCCAAGAAGGGAGGGCCUGCACUCGCCUCCCUGGUCAACAUGGCUACUAAGAAAGGAGGGAAGAAGAUGAAGAUUGACCUGAAAAAGGGCACGGAGGGCCUGGGCUUCACGGUGGUGACGCGGGACUCCUCGGUGCACGGGCCGGGGCCCAUCCUGGUCAAGAGCAUCCUGCCCAAGGGGGCCGCCAUCAAGGACGCACGCCUGCAGUCCGGGGAUCGCAUCCUGGAGGUGAAUGGCGUGGACAUCACGGGCCGUACCCAGGAGGAGCUGGUGGCCAUGCUGCGCAGCACCAAGCUGGGGGAGACCGUGGCCCUGGUGGUGGCCCGCCAGGAGGAAGUCUUCCUGCCCAGAGAACUGAAGGGUGAGCCCGGCAGCGUGCUUCUGUCGGAGGAGGGCCGCGAGCAGCUGGUGCUGGAGGUGCCGGUGAACGACUCGGGCUCGGCCGGCCUGGGGGUCAGUCUGAAGGGCAACAAGUCCCGCGAGACCGGCGAGGACCUGGGCAUCUUCAUCAAGUCCAUCAUCCACGGAGGAGCCGCCUACAAGGACGGCCGUCUCCGGGUGAACGACCAGCUGGUGGGCGUGAACGGCGAGUCCCUGGUGGGACGCUCCAACCACGACGCCAUGGAAACACUGCGGCACUCCAUGUCCACCGAGGGCAACCUGCGCGGCUCCAUCCAGCUCAUGGUGCUGCGGGCCCUGGACCGCUCCUCCCCAGCCCAGGAGCCUGUGGAGGUGGUGUCAAAUCAGGCUCUGGUUCCGGAUGCUUCUCCGAGCCAGCCCAGCAUGGCCCAGCAGCCACCAAUGGUGGUCAACAGCAUCUAUGAAAGCGCUCCAGCAUCUCUGCGCUCCAACGGCAGCUAUGGCCUUCCAGAGGAGGACUAUGAUGACCAGGGCUUCCCCCCGCCCCCCUCACACCUCGCCGUGGAGCCAGACCUGAGCCCGCAGCACCCCUAUGGAGCAGACAUGGCGACGAGGAACCCUUCACCCUACUCCUCUCAUCACCUGAGCCAACCCCACAGCCUCCCCAACAGCCUCCCCAACAACAACAGAGCAUCCAAGAGCAUGGACCUGGUUCCUGAUGAGGGCAACAUCGGCUCCAUGGUUGGACUGCCAGCCGGUGCUGCCGGCGGGGCUCCUGAGGAGCUGGGUCCCACCCUGGGCCUCCAGAAGUCCAGCUCGCUGGAGAGCCUGCAGACGGCCGUGUCGGAGGCAGGCAGGCCGGAGGUGCCCUUCCACCGGCCCACCACUCACGUGGUGCGCGGACGCACCUGCAACCAGAGCUUCCGCAUCGCCAUCGACAAGUCCUACGACGGACCCUCCGAACCAGAGGACGAUGACUCUGACGAGAGCUCUGGCAGAGAGACGGCGAACAGCGGCUCCUCCCGCCAGGACCUGGAUGAGGUGGGCAAGAAGAAGAAGAAGAAAAAGAAGGAGAAGAAGAGCAAGAGCAAAUCGGACGACCCCGACAAGAAGACCAAGAAGAGGUUUGGACUGCUCAGGUUUGGGAAGAAGAAUAAAGACAAAGAGGCGAAGGCCAAAGCCAAGCUGGAGGCAUGGAGUGAAGAGGAGCUGGACCGCAAGGCUGAGGCCUCCAGGAGUGAGGUAGACAGCCCCACCGCCGACCGGGUCCUUCUGCCCGACGUGGAGGACGACGAUCUGGACCCCAACUAUGCCCGCAUCAACAACUUCCGCCAGCCGCCCACCUCUGCCCCCGCACCCUCUGCCUCCCAGCCCCCCUAUGUGCCCCCUGGUGGUCCCACCUCCUCCUCUGCCCCUGCCCCCACACACAGCAGGGAGCCGUCGGGAGAGGACCCGCGAGAGGGCCUCUACGCCAAGGUCAACAAGCAGAGAGCUCCACCCCCGGCCGUGACAGACAGCAAUGGGGAUCGUGUGCAGCAGAUCAGGCAGCACCUCCAGCAGUCCCGCAUGGCUCCACCUUACGAGGAGGUGGAGACCCUACGCAGACACCAGCAGGACUACCAACCGCCACGGAUGCCAGUGAGCGGACACGACCAGAGAAUGGCUCCGCGAUAUGAGGAUGUGUACGCUCAGGCCAGGCGAAUGCCAGUAGAUGAGCGCCCUCCGCCGCAGCUCUACUCCCCCAAGAGAGACGCCGGUGGCCGCCCCGCCCCGCAGUACAACUACAACCAGCCGCCUCCCCAGCGUGACCCCUACCCGCUCAACUACCCGCCCGCCGCCUACGCCCUGCGAGAGAGCUACUCCGUGCCCGACGCCGCCUACCCCCUGGGGGGGCGGCAGGGUGGCGGUGGCGGUGGGGGGGUGCCGCCGGGCUCCCCGCGGCUGCCCGUGCCCCGCUCCGCUGAGAUGCCGCGUCGCUACGUGCAGCCCGCGUACCCCUCCCCGCCGCCCAUCCACCGGGUGCCCCUGCGCCAGGACGUGCUGCCCCCGCCGCAGUCGCCCACCCUGCGGCCGGCUCCUCGCUACGAGCAGGUGAUGGCCCGGGGAGGAGGAGGAGCGGCGGGAGGAGCUGCGGGAGCAGGGGGAGGGUACCGCACCGCAAGCCCAGAUCACUAUGGAGCGUACGGGGAGGCUGGGACGCAUCCGCAGGACCCCCGGCAGAAGAACUCCCUUAUUGGGGCUGUGUAGGGAAGAGCAGGGAGGGAGGACGGGACGGGAGGGGGUGAGAUUGCUGAUUACUGAUGGAUAACUAUCACUGUAUUACUGUUACAAUGAACACCAUACUGUACUUUUUGGUUGUGUCUGUGGGUGAAGCAAGAUGGGGGAACUGACGGCUUGCCAAUUGGUGGAAUUUUUGUUUGUUUGUUUUAGUCUGUUUGAGGGAGAAGGAAAAUGGAUGGAGUGGAGGUGUGGCAGUUGGGUAAUUAUUUGUAUUUGAAGUGUGAGGGGAUGGAUAACAAUAGGCUGAAGAUCAGAGAUUGUGUUGAAACAACUAUACAUACUUGGUUUGUGUUUUAAGGUGUUUUUCGUGAGUGUGGGUGUAUGUGACUGUGAAAGAAAGACUGUGUGUGGACUCCUGGUGUCUUGGUAUAUGGCGGUGUGUGUUUUUUAGUCAUUCCUCCUGACUUCGUCAGAGAAUUUCAGCAGUAUGCAUGCAUUUACUUUGCUCAGGUGUUCAUGUGUGAGUGUUAUGUGUGGUGGGUGCGUGUACAGUAUGUGUAAGUCCACAGCAGUAGGAGUGUGGCUGUUCCCACAUAAAUCUGUCAUCUGCAUGGCCGUUUUCUCUGACUGUGUCUGUUGUAAGUAGUGUAACUUAUGGUGUGUGGGAUCUGUCUUUGUAUAAACUGUGAAUCAUUGAUCAAGCCCAGCUGGUUGCCAAUGAACCUAUUCCUACUGUAUAUGCUUUUUAGAUGUAUGUGCCAAUUUUAUAUACUGUACUGCAACCAGUGAUCGACAACGUGGAUUCAUUCAUUUACAAUCUAGGUCACAUAUUCCAAAUAACCAGGGAAGUAUUCCAAGAAUGUGACGUAGUAGUAUGCCAGGUUAGAUUGCCCUUGAGAUAGUGGUAAAUCAUCUAAUAGAAGAGCCUGGAGUUCCCAUUUUCAUAGCUAAAUGACACCGGUGGAGUAUAUUAGCAGGUUUACCCCUUCCUGUAGGUUAAUUUAGCCAGGUCAUUACUUAACCUUGUUCUUGGAAUAGUAGCCUGGUUUUAACUGGUGAUUGCCUGAUUGAAAGACCAUCUGGUUGAAUUGGACAGAUAGAAGCAGGUCGUUUAGAAUAUGUGGCACUGGAUUGUAACUAAUGAACCCAGGUUGCCCUUCGCUGGUGGCGACGUGUCACGCAAGGAGGAGUACAGUAAGGGGAAAUAUAAACACGGCCGCGUGAGAAGAUAAACUAUAAAUCAAGCAAUCGGUGCCUUAAUCAAUCUGUUCAGUGCAAUACAAUGGUGUAUAUACUUCUGUCGUGGACGGUGGCAUGUGGAAAUAAAGUUAGGAUGUAUUUUAUGGCCAAAUCUAUAAAUAUUACCGUAAGCCAACAAUAUUGCUUCCUACUGUUACCUUGGGUCAGCCCAGAUGCAUUUUAAACUAUUGUGAGUCUUGUUUCCGUAUUUAAUGAUGAGAGGAAGUCUGUGUGUAUUUAGGGGGAAUUGUGUGCAUCUGCGUGGGUGUGUGUACGUUUGUACGUGUGUGUGUGUGUGUGUGUGUCGGGGGGGUGGUGAUUUCCUACAACUCAAAGUCUGUUGGGACAUGGAAGGUACAAGUGUGGCCCCCUUUUCUGUGUGUGCUUGUGUGUGUACGGUUUGUGCGUGCGUGCGUGCGUGUCUCUGUACGCCUUCAUGCAUGUGUGUCUGUGCGUGGGCCUGUUUGUGCGCGUGUGUGCAUGUGUGUGUGUGUGUGCGCGUUGUGCACGCAUGCCUGGGCGUGUGUAUGUGUGCCCUGUUCUGUUAACUCACCCCCACAGAACAAAGAGGAGAUGUUAGGUGGUAAACUAACAAGAUCACAGCGGAGUGGAAGGUCUCCACCGAAGGGAAGCGCACAGGAAAAAUAAGGCGGCUCCAAAACCAGCCUCCCACCUCCUUUGACCUUGGGUGGGUUUGAGGUCGUACUCUCCCUUUGUUUUUCGUUGCUCUGUUUUCUUUUUUUUUCUUUUAAUUAUUUAAAAUUGUUACACCAGUCUCUUUUUUUGGUCUGCAUUGUGCCUUUUUUUCCACAACAUUGUUUUUUUUUCCCCAUAGCAUCAUCCUUUUGGGAUUUGGUAUUCUCUGAAAGAUUUUUUUUUUU